Cajanus cajan (pigeon pea) is the source of this 2578-nucleotide messenger RNA. Its product is annotated as adagio protein 1. Gene Ontology annotation, biological process: response to blue light; circadian rhythm. Lineage: Eukaryota; Viridiplantae; Streptophyta; Magnoliopsida; Fabales; Fabaceae. Gene Ontology annotation, molecular function: protein binding. Gene Ontology annotation, cellular component: SCF ubiquitin ligase complex; nucleus; cytosol. The record is from RefSeq and is a predicted model, not a curated record.
AAAGGCAAGUGUCGACCAAAAUCCAAGAAACCUAACAGAAAAAUUGGCCAGAUUUUUUGCAACAAACGAAAGGCGGUGGCAGAGCACUUGUAUGGUUAGCUGAGCGAGGAAACGCAGUCGUUUUGGUAUCGGUUGGAUUGAGCGGUGUGAUGGUGCAUGGGUUGAAGGGAGAGAAACUGCUUGCGGAAUGGAGUGGGACAGCAAUUCCGAUCUGAGCGGGGACGAAGAGGAAGGGUUCGUCCUCACCGACGACGGCCCUCUCCCCUUCCCUUUCCCCGUCGGAAACCUCCUCCAAACCGCCCCCUGCGGCUUCGUCGUCACCGACGCCCUCGAGCCCGACCACCCUAUCAUUUACGUCAACACCGUCUUCGAGAUCGUCACCGGCUACCGCGCCGAGGACGUCCUCGGCCGCAAUUGUCGAUUCUUGCAGUGUCGAGGUCCAUUUGCUAAGAGAAGGCAUCCAUUGGUGGACUCAACAGUAGUUUCAGAAAUUAGAAGAUGCCUUGAAGAGGGGAUUGAAUUCCAAGGUGAGUUGCUGAACUUUAGGAAAGAUGGAUCUCCUCUGAUGAACAGAUUGCGGCUGACUCCCAUAUAUGGAGAUGAUGAGACUAUAACACAUGUCAUCGGAAUACAGUUCUUCACAGAGGCAAACAUUGAUCUUGGUCCUGCUCCGGGUUCCACAAUUAAGGAACCUGCUAAAUCAUCGGAUCGAUUUCAUUCUUUGCUUUCCUCAUUGCGUACUCUUCCAGUGGGGGACAGGAAUGUAUCUCGUGGAGUUUGUGGGAUUUUGCAACUGAGUGAUGAGGUAUUGUCUCUCAAGAUACUUGCUCGAUUAACUCCUAGAGACAUUGCAUCGGUUAGCUCUGUCUGUAGAAGAUUAUAUGAGAUGACAAAAAAUGAAGAUCUUUGGAGAAUGGUGUGCCAAAAUGCAUGGGGUAGUGAGACUACACGUGUUUUAGAGACUGUGCCUGGUGCGAGGAGACUUGGAUGGGGUCGGCUGGCAAGAGAAUUGACCACUCUUGAAGCAGCAGCAUGGAGUAAGUUGACUGUUGGAGGUGCUGUUGAACCCUCACGCUGUAAUUUUAGUGCUUGUGCAGUUGGUAAUAGAGUUGUGCUUUUUGGUGGUGAAGGGGUUAACAUGCAACCUAUGAAUGACACCUUUGUAUUGGAUCUCAAUUCUAGUAAUCCUGAGUGGCAACAUGUCCAGGUAAGCUCUCCUCCUCCUGGUCGUUGGGGCCACACGCUUUCUUGUGUUAACGGUUCUCAUUUGGUUGUAUUUGGAGGCUGUGGAAGGCAGGGCUUGCUCAAUGAUGUGUUUGUUCUGGACCUGGAUGCUAAGCCUCCAACUUGGCGAGAAAUUUCUGGAUUGGCACCUCCACUUCCCAGAUCAUGGCACAGCUCCUGUACUCUUGAUGGUACUAAGUUGAUAGUUUCUGGGGGUUGUGCAGAUUCUGGAGUACUCUUGAGUGACACUUUCCUCCUUGAUUUGUCAAUGGAGAAGCCUAUCUGGAGAGAGAUACCAGUGGCAUGGACCCCGCCAUCUCGUCUGGGCCACACAUUAUCUGUUUAUGGUGGUAGGAAAAUUCUGAUGUUUGGGGGUCUGGCCAAGAGUGGGCCCUUGCGUUUUCGUUCGAGUGAUGUAUUCACGAUGGAUUUAAGUGAGGAAGAACCUUGUUGGAGAUGUGUAACGGGGAGUGGCAUGCCUGGUGCUGGAAAUCCUGGGGGCAUAGCACCUCCUCCUAGACUUGAUCAUGUUGCUGUUAGUCUUCCAGGUGGGAGAAUUCUAAUAUUCGGUGGGUCUGUUGCUGGGCUUCACUCUGCCUCUCAGCUUUACAUUCUUGAUCCAACCGAUGAGAAGCCUACAUGGAGAAUCCUAAAUGUACCUGGGCGCCCUCCCAGAUUUGCCUGGGGACAUAGUACAUGUGUUGUUGGAGGGACAAGAGCUAUCGUACUGGGUGGUCAAACUGGGGAGGAAUGGAUGCUAAGCGAACUCCAUGAACUUUCUCUUGCGAGUUCUCUUGUCUAAAUUCAGUGAAUAAACACUGCUUGCAGUAGUGAAGGGAAUAGUACAUGUCUCUGCUUCAAGUUUAGAAAUCAAUUUAAACAUAAGUUUGCGGGAAAGGUUAUAUUGGUCACUAACUCAACAAGCAUUGCUCUGGUCAGAAAUCAGAAUAUGUGUGUAUUAAGUUGUUACGACUAUGCAUUUGCUUGUAUGGUUGGGUUGGUUCUGGCUCGAGAAGAACUUCUUGUUGAGUGAUAUGAGACGAUGUUUUUUGCGAGGUUGUGCGAGACUUUGCUCUUCAAUACGCAUAAUGAAUUAUUCUUCCUGAACAAAUUAUUAGGGGUAAUAUGUUAGGGUAGUUUCUCACUUGAUUUCCCAUGUGUUGUUUUGUUCAAAUUCUGUAAUUUGAACCGCGACAAAGAGAAAAAGAAAAAAAAAAGUAUGUUUAGUCCCGUAAUUAGAUCUAUCAUAUUUGAUGGAAAUCAUUACUGUUAUUCUAUGCCUAAAAUGUUUGUACAUUUAUUUAGAUUGUGCUGUGGCUGGUUGGUUAAUACAUAGGCAUGUGUUUCCAUUUUA